Calliphora vicina (urban bluebottle blowfly) is the source of this 1067-nucleotide messenger RNA. RefSeq names its product interaptin. The record is from RefSeq and is a predicted model, not a curated record. Bases 118 to 1017 code for a protein of 299 amino acids. The transcript is spliced from 5 exons. Lineage: Eukaryota; Metazoa; Arthropoda; Insecta; Diptera; Calliphoridae.
UGAUAAACACAAAGUCAACUAUUUUCCAGUCAAUUCCACAUUUGGACACAACAAGUAAAAUAUAAUAAAAUACACACUAUUUAGUAAUUGAAACGGCAUAAAUACUAAAGAUAGAACAUGAAUAGAACAUCGAAUAUGGACUUUCUACAGGCUCAAUUGGAUGUUGCAAAUGCCCAAAACGUGCGAUUGAAUCAAGAGAAUGCUUCAUUACGCGAAAAGCUGCAAGUUUUAACCAAUGCAGAACAUUCCAACUCCACUGUACACAUAGAGGCCAAAUUAAAAGCAUUCAAAUUUGAGGAAGAACGUGAUCGUAUGUAUGAAAAAUUGGAGAAGAUCAAACGUAAAUAUAAUCAACUGCAUGAAGCUUAUUUGCAAAAGGUUAAGCGCUGUAAAGCGUUUGAAGAUGUUUUCAAUCGUCAAAAGACCCUCAAUGGUCUUGUCAUGAAAUCAUCCGUAGAUCAAAGACAAAAAGAACAAGAUGUUGCUCUUGAUAGACGACACUCAAAGAACAUCGAAAAGAAUACUAUAGAGAGUUUAGAGGCCCAGGUGGCAAAAUUAAAAACGGCCAUGGAUGAGGCCUACGAUAUAAUUGAUGAACUUGAAUUUGAAUUGGAAAGUGUGGAUUUUCUUGAAGUGGAAAAUCAACGUUUGCGAAACGAGUUGGAGUCAUACAAAAAAGAUAAACAGAAAUUGAGAAGAGCCAUUAAUAGCAGUCAUCCCAUGGAAUAUGUGCAACCAGCAGAAAGAGAAGCAGUACAAGACAACUAUGACGAACUACCCGAAUACAGGUACAGUGAUGACCAGGCAUCGAGGUAUGAUACCGACUCAAAUGCCUCAUCCUUAGCUGACUCUAUAGUGGGUGAUAUAGAUCCAGCGACCAUGGAAAGAGCAGUCUUAACAGAAAGUUUGGUAAAAACAGCGGAAAGUGAGAGCAAUUGUUUAAGACGUGAACUAUUACGAUCACGUCUACGUAAAACAUUUCGACCCCCUAUUAGGCCAACCAGUAGUGAUGUUUAGAGUUCAUGCUUUAAUUGAAAAUAAACAUGAUAUGUAUCGGAAUUUGCAGU